Suillus clintonianus is the source of this 1690-nucleotide messenger RNA. Its product is annotated as solute carrier family 41 member 1. NCBI's taxonomy places the organism in Eukaryota, Fungi, Basidiomycota, Agaricomycetes, Boletales, Suillaceae. Gene Ontology annotation, molecular function: monoatomic cation transmembrane transporter activity. Gene Ontology annotation, cellular component: plasma membrane. The coding region runs from base 90 to 1631 and encodes 513 amino acids. Gene Ontology annotation, biological process: monoatomic cation transport. The record is from RefSeq and is a predicted model, not a curated record. The transcript is spliced from 7 exons.
CCCUAAAGUUAGCUUCCACAGUUGCUGACCGUACAAACUGGUUUUCUUUUCUUUUCUUUUGAGGUUGCACGGGAAUUGCUGGAGAAACAAUGCAAGAGCCCCCCAGAAAUGAAAUAGAGUCACCUCUGCAACACGUCGACGACAAGGACGACGACGACAUCGAGUUAGACACCUUACAGGACAUUCUAGUCACGCCCCGGGCAAGCUAUAGGACGGCCGAAUAUGACUCGCAGGACUUUGACGACGAUAUAGAGUACAGAAGCGAUGGCAGCGCCGCUCUACUGGGCUCAGGUGGAAGAACUAGGGGAAACGAACGGAUACCUUCCGGCGGAGGAAGGGUCUGGCCACAAGUUGGCAGCAUUGUUGCAGAAUGUGCACCCACGCUUCUUAUGACUACCAUAAGCCUCCUAUUUACCGGGGAACUCCUUGACCGUGUGUCACGUUGGCGGGCAAUGCGCACCAUUGACGAGCUUAUAAUGAUCGUUCCUGUUGUCUUAAAUCUCAAAGGCAACUUAGAAAUGAAUCUCUCUGCCAGAAUGGGAACUGCGGCUAAUAUGGGCGAACUAGACGACAGGAACGCACAACUCAAAAUCGUGGGUGGUAAUUUGGCACUUUUACAAGUGCAAGCGACUGUCGUCGCAUUUGUGGCAGCUUGUGUCGCAAUGCUUCUUGGUCUUUUCGUCCCAGAGCUCUCUUCGGGUCCUGUAGACCCUUUUCCACAGAACAGCACUAUAUCGCUUACUGCUAGGGUACCCCGGCCGCCGCCGCCUCUGGGUGGGAAACCGAAGUCGGGUUUAAUCGAAUUCACCAUGGUGGCCUCUUCAGCUAUGAUGUCAGCGUGUCUGUCUAGCAUUACCCUCGGUUCCUUCAUGUGUUUUCUUGUCAUCAUCUGUCGACGGUAUGGACGCGACCCAGAUAAUAUUGCGCCCCCGAUAGCAUCGUGCCUUGGAGACUUGGUCACGCUCAGCCUCCUUGGCGCCAUUUCCUCCAUCCUCAUUAAUGUCGUCAAUACUCCCAUUCCUCUCAUUUGUGUCGUGCUCACUAUUCUCUCCGCCACGUCAUGUGUGUUCCUGGUGAGGCGUAACAGCAGUGUCAAAGAUCUGGUUUACCAGGGCUGGGUUCCGCUUUUUGGUGCAAUGGUGAUUUCUUGUGCUACUGGUAUUGUACUUGAUAUGUUUGCUUCUCGUUAUCAAGGGUUCCCUCUUCUUGCUAUCGUCAUCAGUGGACUCCCUGGCAGCGUUGGGUCCAUAUUUGUCUCCCGACUGUCGACUGCUCUUCAUGCAGCAUCUGCGAACACAUCCCUGCACAAAAGCGAUCCUUCCCCGAAACUUGUCAUGGUCACGUUAAUUCUCAUCACAAUACCCAUAGAGAUUUUAUUCCUUUGUACUCUACGCGCAUUUGGGUGGCUAAAAUUACCUAUCAUAUUUGCCAUAUUAUCUGUAUUGUUCUUUUGUUGUGCAGUCUUCACCUCAUUAGUCGUAGCUCGGUUGUUGACUGGUUUCUUAUGGUCCAGAGACCUUGACCCUGAUACAUAUGCACUACCCAUCCACUCUGCCCUGAUGGAUCUAGUGGGGCAACUACUCCUUGUAUUGUGCUUCGAGAUCGUCUCGCUUUUGGGCACAAGCUUGUAAAUACUAAACAAAGCCCGACUAAUAUCAAUGAUUAUCCAAACGAUGACACCUCCCUCACC